This is a messenger RNA of Cyprinus carpio (common carp), 1030 nucleotides long. RefSeq lists its product as uncharacterized. The coding region runs from base 296 to 1015 and encodes 239 amino acids. The transcript is spliced from 3 exons. The record is from RefSeq and is a predicted model, not a curated record. NCBI's taxonomy places the organism in Eukaryota, Metazoa, Chordata, Actinopteri, Cypriniformes, Cyprinidae.
AAGAAGAAGAAGAAGAAGAAGAAGAAGAAGAAGAAGAAGAUGAUUUCCGUUACGGGGUGUGGGCGUCUCGCUACAGUCCUUAAGAUUUGGAAACGUAAACUGCUUUUUCUUAAGUAAACGAUAUAUCCUUAUGUUUAUUAGUCAGUCCCUGUCGGCAUAACGUAAACAUCUCUGUGUUGGUCUUUAGCGGGUUUUGUUGAUCGUCGUCGCUCUCAGUCGGGAUAAGGGUGUGGUUCAGAAACAAACACGACGACUUUUAAUCAUUUUGAAGUCAGAUUUUGUUGCAAACUACGAGAUGAUGGAGAUUUUCAAAACCUUUCAGUUUUUAUUGCUAAUGUGCGGUGUGUUUGGUGCUGAUGAAGAUGAAGUGAAGUCAGUGUCAGUGAUGGAGGGAGAUUCUGUCACACUGAACCCUGAUCUCACUCAAAUACAGGGAUUUAUUCUGAUAGAGUGGAGGUUUGGCAGUCAGGGCUCUAUCAUUGCUAAUAUUGUUGGAAAAGUGAUCUCAUAUGAAGACGAGGAGAUAUUCAAAGAUCGACUGCAGCUGGAUCAGACUGGAUCUCUGACCAUCAAGAACAUGAGAACCAAACACUCUGGUCGUUAUAAAGCAGACAUCAGCCACAGCACUGGGACAUUUUUCACAAAAUUCAUUGUUACCGUCUAUGAGUCUCUGGCUGUUAUUGAUGCUGCUAAAGGAGAAAUGAAGCUCAUGUCAGUGAAGGAGGGAGAUCCUGUCAUUCUUCAGACUGAUGUUCCUCAACUAACCGGAGAUGAGCUGAUAGUGUGGAGGUUUGGAGAUGAAGAAAGACUCAUAGCUAAACAUGAUUUAGAGGCCAAAAGCCACUUAUAUGAUGAAACUGAUGAGAGAUUCAGAGACAAACUGAAGCUGGAUCAGACUGGAUCUCUGACCAUCACAAACACCAGAACCAGAGACUCUGGAGUUUAUAAAGUGAAGAUCAGCAGCAACAAACAAACAUUAUAUAAGAGAUUCACUGUAACUGUCAGUGGUGAGUAACUCAAGUGUUUUGUA